UCACAUUCUAAAAAAAUAGCUUAUUCUAUUAGUAAGAUUCCAAUUCCUUGAAAUGAAAGGAAACAAACGGGACCUAAGGGUCCGUUUGUUUGAUUGGAAUUGGUUUGAAUUGGAAUUUAAUUCUUGGGCUGACUUGUUUGGCAAGUUAUAGAAUUGGAAACUAACUUUCCAUCCAUUUCUUGGGCUGGAAUUAGAAGCCUGCAAAACUUUCCUAACCUAAAACGAGGAAACAAAUUCCUCUCUUCAACCCGAGCGUCGUCUCCUCCCGAGCGCCGCGCUACACGCCCGUGCCGCCUCCUCCUCGGACUCGUCUGCGGUGGACGGAGGAGCGCCGCAAGCCCGCCUGCACCGAGUGCCGCACGCCCGAGCGCCGCAAGCUCGCCUGCGCCGAGCGCCGCACGCCCGCCUGUGGUGGACGGAGGAGCUGCAUCGGCAGUUCGUCAAGGCCGUCGAGUGCCUCGGUGGCCAGGACGAUCUCCCUGGCCUCUCCGGAAGCAAGAACGCCUACCUGCUUUAAGCAAGGAUGAAGAUCUUUGUGAAAAGCUCAACCGGUCGGACAGUAUGCCUCAGGGUACACCCAGCAGAUACCGUGCAUACCGUGAAGACAAAGAUUCAGGAACAGCAAUACCUUGUUUAUGAUGGAGUGCAGCUCGAGGACGAUCGUACACUGGCUGACUACGGCAUCGAACAUAAAUCUGUGCUUGACCUCAAAGAAAAGAUGCAAAUCUUUAUAGUGGAAACACUAGCAGGCACAACCAUCACUCUUGAGGUUGAAAGUUCAGAGACUAUCGACAACAUCAAGGAAAGGAUUAAAGAAAGUGAGGGCUUUCCCAAGGGUCAGCAGUGUCUCAUAUUUGACAACAAGCAGCUAGAGGACAACAGCACCUUGGCGGACAACAACAUUUCCGAGGGGUCUACCCUCCUCCUUGUCCUCCGCCACAUGCUUCUCAGAGGAACUAUGCAUAUCUCCAUAUACAUGUUCUCGGGAAAGGUAGUCACUCUUGAAGUUAAGAGGUCAGAUACGAUCGAUAAUGUCAAAUUAAAGAUCUAUGAGAAGACCCAUACUCGGCACAUACAGCAAAUGAUAAUAUUUGAUGGGAUCAAGCUGGAGGGCAGCAAGACCCUUGCAUACUAUGGCAUAGAGGAUGGGGAUACCCUACAUAUGAUGCCCUGCUUGUGUGGCUGCUAAGGUUGAUGUAUUGCAUGGUCAUCAGUCAUCUUUCUUUCGUGCAUUGGUGUGUGUUAUCAGUAAAAGCAGCAUUGUAUUGCUGCAGCCUCUUUCCAGUACUGCUGGUCUAUGAGUAAAACUAUCCUGAGAUCAUAUGGUAACAGUCUCCUA
Messenger RNA from Zea mays, 1339 nucleotides. RefSeq names its product polyubiquitin. Gene Ontology annotation, molecular function: protein binding. The record is from RefSeq and is a predicted model, not a curated record. The transcript is spliced from 3 exons. NCBI's taxonomy places the organism in Eukaryota, Viridiplantae, Streptophyta, Magnoliopsida, Poales, Poaceae. Bases 524 to 1189 code for a protein of 221 amino acids.